This is a messenger RNA of Marchantia polymorpha subsp. ruderalis, 2683 nucleotides long. The record is from the annotation of a GenBank genome assembly. Lineage: Eukaryota; Viridiplantae; Streptophyta; Marchantiopsida; Marchantiales; Marchantiaceae.
CAGCCGAUUUUGUGAGAAGGUCGGGACAGCAAGGCUCGGUUCGAAGUCGACACUGGAGCUCAGGCAGCAGCAGAGAGAAGUUGGCGACAGAGGAGGCACCAAUCGAGGGCUGAGAAGGCAAGAGAAAGCGAAGGCAAAAGCGAAUCGACCUCGUCACUCGUGGCAAAAGCAGGAGCAGCAGCUCCAUCUCGUGGGCCCCGGCCGGCCCCAGCUGCUCGAGCUGUCGACGUGGCAAGUGCUGCCGAGCCGCCUUUCUGCAUUCCUUCCGUGCAUCGGAACCGGGACAUGUCCACGUGGCCGCCUCGGGGGUACGGAGCGAGUGUUACAUGCUAGCUCCGUAUUAUUCCUCUUACCGUCCGUUCCCGGCCCUUCGCUUCGCUUCCCGUCGAUUUUCGAUUUGUCGAUUUCCUCGAGGCUUCAUAUUCUUGCGGGGCGAGGUCCCGGAUCGACAGGAAAUCCACCCCAAAGAAAAAACAGCAAACGAUCCGCGAGUGCAGCAGCAUGGAUCGCUGUGACUUCAUGCUGCAUGCACGUCAGAGCGAAUGAUUGAGGAUUCUGUCUAGCCCGUGAAGUGAUCACGCAGUGCACGUCUCUUCCACUUCCACGAGCAUCGCGAAUGCAGCGGUGUAAAGUCGGACGAACACCAAGAUCGGAGGAGGGCAUUGUUUAGGGAGGGAGGGAGGGAGGGAGGGACAUGGAAUGCCGAGGCGGAUCAGAAGAUGCCCUAAAUCGUGGAAUGCAGCGCUGAUCAGUCGCGGGGGUGGGUCGCCAGGACCCAUGUGAAGUACCUGUCUGCUGUACUCUGCUGAGUCCGCUUCCACAUCAGCUCGCCUGCCGACACGUCUCUAUCCUGUGCCCACUGGCAAGAGUCUCUCUCUGACUGUCUAAAAGCGAGUUUCUCCCGCACAGAAGCAGGAAGAAUCAGAGUGUAGCAAUUCGGGAAACUUUCCGCUGCCCACGAUUGCUUCUGACGAGCGUCUGCAUUUGAGUGCUGAGACUGAGUGCAAGGGAGAGCGGACGUCCCCAAAUUCUUGUAAGGACGAGGUUGACAGAUAUCGAGUGAUGUCGCCUACUCUAACUUCCUUCGUCAAGGGGGCUCAGGACUCCUGCUUCCCGAUCCAGAAUUUACCGUAUGGCAUAUUUCGCCCGACUCCUGAACAGAUUCCACGCCCCGGGGUGGCCAUUGGCGACUAUGUGCUAGAUCUCUCCGCUGUUUCUCGAGCUGGCCUCUUCAAAGGCCCUUUGCUACAUAGCAGCGAUUGUUUCCUUCAUCCGACAUUGAAUCAGUUUAUGAGUCUUGGAAGACCAGCGUGGAAGGAAGCCCGAGAAACAAUCCAAAAGCUGCUAUCUGUUGAUGAUCCCACCCUGCAAGACAAUGUUGACCUGGAAGCAACGGUUUUUGUGCCAAUGAGUCAAGUGAAGAUGGAAUUACCCGCUGCAAUUGGGGAUUACACAGACUUUUACUCGUCGAAGGAGCAUGCAACAAACCUGGGCAUAAUGUUUCGUGGGAAAGAGAACGCUCUUCCGGUGAACUGGCUUCAUCUCCCUAUCGGCUAUCAUGGAAGAUCAUCUUCAAUUGUCGUAUCCGGGACCGACCUUGUCAGACCUAGAGGUCAGACUGCGCCGGGUAAGGACGGGCUUCCUGCUUACAAGGCUUCUCAAUUAGUGGACUUCGAGCUAGAAAUGGCUGUGUUUGUAGGUCCCGGUAAUGAAAUGGGUAGUCCAGUGAGCGUGGAGGAUGCGCAUGAUCAGAUCUUUGGGUUCGUUCUUAUGAAUGAUUGGAGUGCCAGAGACCUUCAAAAAUGGGAGUAUGUUCCUCUCGGUCCGUUCCUCGGAAAGAAUUUUGGCACGACAAUUUCUCCUUGGGUUGUCACAAUGGAGGCACUCGAACCAUUCAUCUGCAAAGCACCUGAACAAGACCCAGCUCCUUUAGCCUACUUGCAGGACAGCAAACGCGUGACAUUUGACAUUCCUUUGAAGGUUGCCCUCAAGCCGGAAGGAGGAAAGGAAUCGGUGAUCACUCAGAGUAAUUUCAAGAAUUUAUACUGGACAGUGGCCCAACAAAUUGCUCACCACACGGUGAACGGGUGUAACCUUAGACCUGGUGACCUUUUAGCAUCAGGGACUAUCAGCGGACCAGAAGAAGGGAGCUAUGGUUCUAUGGUUGAGCUUUCAUGGUCAGGUUCAAGAGAGGUAAAACUAGAAAAUGGAGGCGUCAGAAAAUUCAUUGAAGAUGGGGACGAAGUGAUAAUGACAGCAUGCUGCAAGGGCGAUGGUUACUGUAUCGGAUUUGGCCCGUGUUCCGGUAAGAUAUUGCCACCCAGACCAGAGUAGCAGCACGAGCUUGAAGCUGUUACGAUAACUACACGUUGUUAUAUAGCUGACGACUCUGGAAGAGUGGACCAGCGUGUAUCCAAGAGACACUAAUUCUAGUCCUCUUUUUCAAUUUGAGAGUACGCGUGGCCAGAGCAGUCUCUUCAUCAUCUUAGAGGCUUUGCUCUCAUAUCAAGGAGAAUGUUCAGCGCAGGAGUAGAUACAAGUCCUUGUGACAAUAGGUACAUAUGCGUUGUGCUCGUCAUCAGCAGUACUUGAAAGAGGAAAGAGCACUUUCUUACAUAGAAUUGUAAAUUAUUGUAUUUCCCGAGUCGGUGAAUAAAUGAAACCAGAACGAGUUCUACAAAGC